UUUUUUUUUUCUUCUUCUGCUAAACAUAGGUCCAAUCAUAUGAAUGGUAAGAGUAAACAGCGUGGAGAAAUGAAUGGAUGCGAUGGUCUGCGGGGUUGGAACCUAUCUCUUUUUCCUCUGAAUCCUUUUUUUUUUCAUUGUCUUUACACUUUCUUUUCUCUUUCAUUUACCUAUAACUUUUAUUUAUAUAUCCUUACAUUAUGAAAGCUGAAAAGAAUAUUGCUUUUUUUGACUUUGACUGGUCUCUUAUAGAACAAGACAGUGACUUUUGGACCAUUUCAAAGUUAUCCGAAGCUCAAUGGAAUCAAUGUGAAACUCUUAAAUCCAUGCAAUGGACAGACUUGAUGGAUCGGUCUAUUUGUGAACUACAAGAUAAUGGGGUGACCUUGGAUCAAUUUGAAAAUGUUUUACAAAAAAUUCCUUUUACACCAGCUAUGAUUGCUACUUUGAAAUUAUUGAAAGAACAUGAUACUCAGGUGGUGAUUUUAUCAGAUGCCAAUACAUUUUAUAUUGAGACUAUAUUGAAGGCAUAUGGUGUUCGUGAUUUGGUUCAUGAUAUCAUCACCAAUCCUGCCUACUUUGAUGAUAAAAAUCGUCUUCGUAUUCGUCGUCGAAUCCUUGCUACUGCUCCUCCUCACAAUUGUCCAAAUGUAUGCGCUCUUAAUAUUUGCAAAGGACAAGAAAUAGAUACAUAUAUUAGGAAUCAUGGUCCCUUUCAAAAAAUCAUAUAUGUUGGUGAUGGCAAGAAUGAUUAUUGUCCUGCUACUCGUCUUCGAGAACAAGAUCGUAUGUUUGUUCGAUCUGGAAAAGCAUUGGCUAGGUACUUGGAAAGAGAAUCUCAUAUUUUAGCCGCCAUCAAAGCCAAGAUCACCUAUUGGGAUUCAUCAGAAAUAGUUAGAAGGGCCGUGGAGGAUGAAAAAUUAUAGUUAGAUUAGUUGUGUUUACUGUUAUUUCAUUAGAGUAAGAUAUCUUCUUUUUUUUUUUAAUAAACUCUGACUUUUGAAGCCUUUUGUUUAUUUGAAAGUUG
Molecule: messenger RNA, 1027 nt
Organism: Halteromyces radiatus
Lineage: Eukaryota; Fungi; Mucoromycota; Mucoromycetes; Mucorales; Cunninghamellaceae
Product: phosphatase phospho-type
Exons: 7
Coding region: 201-926 (241 amino acids)
Molecular function (GO): phosphatase activity
Source: RefSeq, a predicted model, not a curated record